Messenger RNA from Pipistrellus kuhlii (Kuhl's pipistrelle), 3645 nucleotides. RefSeq names its product keratin, type II cytoskeletal 71. NCBI's taxonomy places the organism in Eukaryota, Metazoa, Chordata, Mammalia, Chiroptera, Vespertilionidae. Bases 259 to 1845 code for a protein of 528 amino acids. The record is from RefSeq and is a predicted model, not a curated record. Gene Ontology annotation, cellular component: keratin filament. Gene Ontology annotation, biological process: intermediate filament organization; keratinization. Gene Ontology annotation, molecular function: structural constituent of skin epidermis. The transcript has 9 exons.
UUAGACCCCUCCUGUCUGCAAGGGCAGCAUAUUCCUCUUGCUAUCAGAGGUGCUUUGUUGCAGCAAAGGGCUUGGCUAUAUCUGUUCCACAAAUUGCCCAUGGCCCCUGGCCCUUUAGCUGGAGAAAAGGAUAUGGUGGAGAGACGCCCUUUUCCGGUGUCCAGGGCUUGACAGGAUAAAAGGAGCCAGUGCUGUGGGCGUCCCUCUAUCAGUUGGUGACUGCUGUUCUCCAACUCUGUCAACUCCCUCUCUCCCAUCAUGAGUCGGCAACUGAGCAUCACGUCUGAUGGUGACAAGGGUGGCUUCAGUGGGUACUCGGCAGUAGUGCUGAGGAAGGCUGUGGGCAGUGUGGCUUCUCACCGCAGAGCUGGCAAAGGAGCUGGGGCCGGCUUCGGAAGUCGGAGCCUCUACAAUCUCAGAGGGGAUCGGUGUAGUUCCCUCCACAUGGCUGGUGGUGAUGUUCAGACCGGAGGUUACAGCUUCUGCCCUGGCUCUGGGUAUGGAAGAGGCCGGGCCCCUGGCUUUGCUGGCAGCAUGUUCAGUAGUGUUGCCCUGGGGCCUGUGUGCCCUUCCAUGUGCCUACCUGGUGGCAUCCACCAAGUCACUGUCAACAAGAGCCUCCUGGCACCCCUCAAUGUGGAGCUGGACCCCAAGAUCCAGAAAGUACGUGCCCAGGAGCGGGAACAGAUCAAGGUGCUGAACAACAAGUUUGCCUCCUUCAUUGAUAAGGUGAGGUUCCUGGAACAGCAGAACCAGGUGCUGGAGACCAAGUGGGAGUUGUUACAGCAGCUGGAUCUGAGCAAUCGUCAGAAGAACCUGGAGCCCAUCCUGGAGGGUUACAUCAGCACCCAGCGGAAGCAUCUGGAGAUGCUGUUAGGGGACAGGGUGAGGCUGGACUCAGAGCUGAAGAGCAUGCAGGUCCUGGUGGAGGACUACAAGAAGAGGUAUGAGGUGGAGAUUAAUCGGUGCACAGCAGCUGAGAAUGAGUUUGUGGUGCUCAAGAAGGAUGCAGAUGCAGCCUACAUGGUCAAGGUGGAGCUCCAGGCCAAAGUGGACUCUCUGGAAAAAGACAUUAGGUUCCUCAAGUGUCUGUAUGAUGAGGAGAUAGCCCAGAUCCAGACUCACGCCAGUGAGACCUCCAUCAUCCUGUCCAUGGACAACAACCGGGACCUGAACUUGGACAGCAUCAUUGCUGAGGUCCGCACCCAGUAUGAAAAGAUUGCCCUGAAGAGCAAAGCCGAGGCUGAGGCCUUGUAUCAGAGCAAGAUCCAGGAGCUGCAGCUGGCAGCGGGACGGCACGGUGAUGACCUUAAGAAGACCAAGAACGAGAUGUCAGAGCUGAACCGGCUUGUGCAGAGGAUCCGCUGUGAGGUUGUCAAUGUGAGGAAGCAGUGUGCCAAUCUGGAGAUGGCCAUUGCCAAUGCUGAGCAGAAGGGGGACAGUGCCCUGAAGGAUGCCUGGGCCAAGCUUGACGAGCUGGAGGCUGCCCUGCACCAGGGCAAGGAGGAGCUGGCCCGGAUGCUUCGUGAGUACCAGGAGCUCAUGAGUCUGAAGCUGGCCCUGGACAUGGAGAUCGCCACCUAUCGCAAGCUGCUGGAGGGCGAGGAGUGCCGAAUGUCUGGUGAGAAUCCAUCCUCUGUCAGCAUCUCUAUCAUCAGCAGUGCAAGCAGCUACCACCUUGGCUCCUCCGCCAGUACCACCCUUGGUGCCAGCAGUGUGGCGGGAAGCUCUGGCAGCACCUGGAGCGAGCAGACCAGGACCAGAGAGGCACCAGGGGCAGACCCCAAGGACUCUCAAGGCAAGAGCGUCCCAGUCAGUACCCCAGCCAGGAAAGACACUCGAUGAGCCACAUGGCCUCUUGCUUCAGCACCUCAGAGAAGAAAUGCCGUUGCCCAUGCCCUGCCUGAAGACAAUUGCCACACCCCCAACUCUCUACAUUAAGACCUAGAACCCUGGGCCAUCAUAUCAUGGCUUGUCUUACCGUCAAAUUCUGAAUAGAACUGUUACCUCCCUGUUUCCUCAGGUCCUAUGUACACUUUGUGACUUCUUGUAUUCUUCGCUGCCUUCAACUGGUGGGGGUCUUAGCUAGAAUUAUCUUCCUGGUCUUAGCUCUGAUCAUCUCUCAGAGAGAGGAGAGUCAGGAGAGGCAUAGGAUGGAGGAGGGGGAGGGAGUGAGAAAGGUCUUUGCAGAACCACUUCAUUAUUUAGGAGAAAAUUUGUAUAGUCUCAGACAGCAGCUGUGCCCAUAGUCACGGGGCCAAGUGAAGGAGAAUUGGGGAUCUUCUGCCACCCACCACCUACCCUCUACCUUUAUUAUCAGUAAUAGCUACUUCCACAUGUCAAGAACCUACUACAUGCCAAGCUCCCUACAUGCCUUUCAUUCUCAUCCCUCUUGCAAGAUGCAAUAAGCAUCCUUGGGACAGAUGAGAAGACUCAUUCUCUGAGAGGCUGCAGAACUUGCCCCCAUCUACUCACUAAGUGUCAGGCUCUGGAGAUGAGCCAGGUCAGGCUGACCUCAGGAUCUGUGUUAUUUCCAUGGCACAACACUGCCUGUUUAACAAAGGGAAUGUCAAAUUCAUUAUUCUUUUUGUUAAGGACUGUGAUUUGUGUUUGGUCUUCUCUCUGGGCUGUCCUACAGUAGUUUCUGACUCAGUUCUUCUUGCUAUGAGUUGUGAGUUGUAAGUUGGCGAGGGAAGCUUGAUCUGUUUCUGAUGGUACCUCCCAACCCAGAAGCUAUGGCCUUUGAUGUAAAUAUGUCUAAGAAUGGCAACACCCAGUUCCUCCUUUGUAUGAGUCAGGGCUCUUGAAUGUCUGCUGUAUAUUCAAUAAAUUGCCCUCGAUUAAUGUCAGAGCUGCACUCCUGCCAGUGUGUCAAUCUCUCCAAAUUGCCCACCCCAUAAUGAUAAUGUACCCCACCUAGCACAUGUGCACAAACCUUCUGGGAGGCUAGAGGCAAACCAGAACAGCCUUCUCUGGAGGUGAGGUCAGGCUGAUAGAAGAUAUAGACGCACAUGCAAAACCACACACUUGUACAAAUCAGGGAAUGGCAGUCCCAUGCAGCAAUGCUGAGAAGUGAUCAGAAUGGAUGAGCUAAGCAAGGAAGACUUCCUGGAGGAAGAGGAGAGUUUAAUCAAAUAACCAAAAAGGUAGACACAUAGAUUCCUGGAGAGAGAACUUACAUUACUCCAUUGCAGUAGGUUUGAGUGUUGUGAGCUUGUUUUGGCGAGGGGUGGGAGGGCUCAGAUUUCUUGAUGUCAGUAAUGGGGUUGAUUGAGUUUCCAAGUUCCUCAGAUUUGGCUGGAAGAAUUCAGCCUGUUAGUCAGCUUUCUUAUUUGUCUAGUGUUAUGAGCAUGCAUGCAGUUGUUGCCCCAACACCGCUCAGGGCAACAGGGAUGGGGCCUAGUAAGCACAAGGCCUCUGGUCCUAAGCUGCUGCCUCCAUUGACUUCAUUGUGCUUUCCAAGUAUUAAGGAGGUCCUCUUCUGUGUGUCCCAGGAUGCAAUGAACCUUGGGAAGGACAAGAUCCCAGGAGUCUGGUGGGCUUUCUGCCCAAAUGCCUCUCUUUGAUGUUUUUGGGUCAUCUCUGUGGGUUUUUAGAACAGUGAGUGUACUGGGAGUUAUGGGGGUUCUAUUGCAAUUUGGCCAC